Messenger RNA from Panicum hallii, 2540 nucleotides. RefSeq names its product calmodulin-binding protein 60 F-like. The transcript is spliced from 12 exons. Gene Ontology annotation, cellular component: nucleus. The record is from RefSeq and is a predicted model, not a curated record. Lineage: Eukaryota; Viridiplantae; Streptophyta; Magnoliopsida; Poales; Poaceae. Gene Ontology annotation, biological process: regulation of salicylic acid biosynthetic process. Bases 313 to 2196 code for a protein of 627 amino acids. Gene Ontology annotation, molecular function: sequence-specific DNA binding; calmodulin binding; DNA-binding transcription factor activity.
ACUGAGCGAGGCACAUCGCAACCCCGCCGGUCUCCUGUAGCUGCGGCGGCCAUCGGCCGGGGAAUUGUUGACAAUUUGGCACCCACGCGCUGACGCGCUUUCGCGUGACGCGUGCCCGACCCGAAUCGGAUAUUUCCAUGUCCUCUCGCCUCGCCGCCCACCUGGCGCUGGCGGCAGUGAGCUGCACCAACUCAGCUGCCUCCGAGUGCCCCUAUAAAGCUCUGCUCGAUGCUUGCGUAGUUCGCGCCAGGACCACUUCUCCCAAACAAGCACGGUGAGAGGGAGUCAGCGAGAGGAGGGAGGUGGGGGGAGAUGGAGAGGGAGAGGGGGGCGGUUGAGCAGCUGCCGGCGAAGCGCAUGAAGCUGGCGGUGCCAGUCGGGGUCGGCGGCGGCGGCGGGCUAGCGUCGCCGAGGAGCCGGAGACUGCGGCAGACCCUGCUGGUGGUGCUCUUCCUGGUGCGAGCGAGCCCGAGGGCCACGGUGACGGCCGGCGUCUCCCGGAUCGGCGCCAUGCUCGAUCGCGCCUUUCACAAGUAUCACGGAUUGAUUACGAGCAAGCUGGACAGCUGCCAGAGGCAAGUUGAGAGCAAACUGGAAGCUUUCCAAGGGCAUGUUCAGAGCAAACUGGAAACUUUCCAAGGGCAGAUUGAGGGUCUCGGCCAAGAAGUGAGACAACUGGCUCGUCUACAUUCCAAUCGCCAUCCUGAUCGACACACCAGAAUAGAGCCAAACCAGGAGCAUGCUGCUUCCAGUGGAUCAAACACAAACAUUCAUCUGGGUUUCCUGAACAAAUGGAAGCCACCUCUGUACACGGAUAAGGACAUAACAGAUGAGAACAAUGUGGCUAUCAAAGUUGCGGUGUUUGAAGGUGACAAGAUGAUCACAACUGGUCCACUUUCCAAAGCGGAAAUUGAGAUAUUGGUUGUACAUGGCAGCUUCUAUAAAAAAGUCCAGGACAAUUGGACCGAAGAGGAGUUUGAAAAGCACAUAGUGCAAGGUCGAGAUGAGCAAAGGCUUGUGCUAGGAACUGUGCGGUUGACCAAUGGAGAGGUAGAACUUAGCCAGAUCCGUUUCAAGGAAGGUUCAUGCAGGAAGAAGUUCAGCAUGGCAGCAAGAUUUUGCAAGAGCGAAAAGAUUGCUGGUCGGGUUCGGGAAGCAAUCAUGGAGCCUGUCGAGGUUAAGGAUCGCAGAAGCGAACCAAAUGAGAAGAGUGACUCUCCAAGAUUAGAUGAUGACGUAUAUCGCAUAAAGGCGAUCGCCAGAGAUGGAGCUUACCACCAGAGGCUUCAGGAGGCAAAUAUCAACACAGUGCAGGACUUCUUGAAGGCCUUGAACAAGGAUCCCGACGAGCUUUACAAAAUCCUAAAGAUGAAAAAUAAGGGCAAGUCUUGGUCAAAGAUGACAGGGCAUGCUAGGAAGUGCAUUCUCGAAGACAGGCUGCUCAAAGCGUAUCAGACUGACCAUGGGGCUGUGAUGCUCUUUUUCAAUUGCGUGCAUGAUCUUGUUGGAGCAAGAUUUGGUAGUAAUUACAUUGCAUGUGAAAAUUUUGACAUAGAUCACAAGGCUUCAGUGAAGAGGUUGAAAGAGCAUGUCUACAACAGAUUGGAGGACAUUCCUUAUGAUUAUGUAAUGAAAGAUGAUGCUCCUGAACGAAUUCCUUUAGGCACUGGUGCUGCUGUUGGCCCGUCUGUUGUAUCAGUGGACGCAAGGCAACCAAAUUCUAUCGCUGAUAACCUUGAGGCUUAUGAAGGUUACCAAGGAGCUGGAGCAGCCGACAAUUUUCACAGCGAUGGUUUCAACCUUGUUACUGAGCCCAUUUACACACAUGCAAACUAUGGUCCUAUGAACUCUGGUCCUCUGAACACAUAUGAUUGCCAAGGUCAAGGAAUUCCACCACCUCGUCAGCAGCAAAUAACUCUGCCUUCCAUCGGGCCUGAGUGGCAGCAAAAUGCACAAGUGUCGGAGGACUCUCCUGACCCGUUUGAGUGGGCAACAAUGAACCCCAUGUUGCAGCAAUCCUCAGAGGCAUCAACCUCUGCUCAACCCAACCUUGAACCACAUCACCUUCCUCAACUCCUUCAAACGCCGCCUGCUGCUGCACCGGCAUGGACAGUGGCACAACCACCUUUCCCUGGGCAAGAUCAGGGACCCGACUGCUCUGCGUUUCCAGGAUCAGGCCACGGCAACGGCUGGUAGUAAGCAGAGCACAGAGGCCCUGGACACUGCAGUUUAAGGUUGUACAUAGCAAUGUUCCCUAGUUUGUAAUUGUAGGGUGUGAAUAGUGUAGAUGUUGUCAGUGUAUGUACAAUGUGCUUUCCUUUUAACUGACUAGCCGUUGUUUGUACCAACAUGAUGUACAUGUGUUUGUACUAGUAUGAUGUACAGGCCUUGCUGAUAGUGAUAGGUUGUAUAUUUUCGUGUCUUUGCAAAUCUACAGGCGUUAAGGUUUACUAGAAGAAACAAAUUCUGUGUAUUGCAAUGACUUCAUUUUUCUGAAGGAGUGUACUCUUUUGAGGAAUAUAAUUCACACUUGACUGAAA